GUAGCAAUCCUAACACACACUCUAUCCGCUUGUACAGUGCAGUAUUUCACAGGACGUAUACUAUGGAUGAAGAAAGCCUGAAGGCUUCAAUUGAAACAUACAAAAUGCAGCUGUCUCAAGUUGAAUGUGCCCUCCUUGCUGCAGGAGCUGAUGGCAGCCCUGAUCUUGUUCAACUGAAGUCGGAUCUCACAGAGCUCAUUCAACUCACAGAAGCUAGUUUACUGUCCUUGAAGAAGAGCCAGUUGCUCAGCAUGGUGGAAGAAACAACUAGUAGCAGUAUAAACGAAGAAACGGACACUUCAAAUUCACAAGAACCAGGACAGACAGACUUUGAUGCUGAAUUUGCUGCAUUUCAGGCUGCUGUAUCAGACACCAGAUCAGAAAAUAUUCCCAACAUAGACCAAGCAUCUUGUUCUGAGAACAGCACAUCAGUUUAUGCUGAAAAUCAAAGUGUUCAGAGUCAAGACAUUGCAAGCUGCAGUCAAUAUCAUGAAGAUCAUGAGCAAUUCCAUAGCGACCUGACAGACCAACUCAAUUCUGAACUCAGUGGUAUGAAGUGCCGGGCACCGUAUGCAUUUGACUGGGGAGGAAUGGAAUAUCACAAUGCUAUGGUGGUUUGUGUGGAACCUCUUGAUGGAGAGGAUGAACCUAAAGUGAGAGUCCUAUACUGUAACCCUACACAUCAGUCCAUGCUACCUUGUCGUUAUUUCCUGGAUGGAGACUGCAGGUUUUCUGAGGAUGACUGCCGUUACUCACAUGGCUCUGUUGUCAGUGUCAGUGAUCUCCGUGAAUUUAAAGAGCCUGAUUAUAGUCUCCUCAAGGAGGGCUCUGUUUGCCUGGCAAAAUACUCUGAUAACAUAUGGUACAGGGCUGUGGUUUUAUCAUGUAAAGAAGAUCACAAGUAUGCAAUUAAAUUCAAAUCCUAUAACGAAGAAGAUGUAGUGGACCUGGAGGAUUUAAUACCUUUAGAUAAUUCUGAUGAUCCCUGUGACAGUGAUUCUGACUCAGACAGUAUACAGCCCCUGAAACCUCUUAAUGAUGAAAACAGUGAUGAAGAAGAAGCUGUCCCCGUGUUUCUGUGGAAACCACCCCAAACUACACAGGCCAUGGGAGAGUGGGAGGCCUAUACAAAGGGUAUAGGAUCCAAACUGAUGUUGAAGAUGGGGUAUGUUAUGGGGGAAGGUUUGGGGAAGAAUGGAGAAGGACGAGCAGAACCUGUUCCCAUAAAACUGCUUCCUCCAGGAAAGUCUUUAGACAAGAUAAUGGAACUGCAAGAGAAAGCAGGAGACCAAAGUUUAUUUGAUGUCAUGAAGAAAGAAAGAAAGAAACAAAAGAAAAUUGAAGAGAAGUUAAAAACGGAUUACAAAAAAGAGGCAGCACCUAAUGUAUUUGAUUUUAUCAACAAGAAGUUAGGAGGAAAGAAAGGCGAUAUUCACUCCCUGCUGCCAUCACAGAGACACGGAUCCAGAACAUCUAAGGACUCCUCGAAGAAGACACACAUCAAUGAGAAAGACCUCCACCAAAAGAGCGACCAGGGGAUGCGAGUUCAGCAGUUCAAGACUGACGAGGAGAUACGCAGUGUGGAAAGACAGCUGAGCAAACUCAGGGAUUCGCAUGCAAGAAAUGCUGGAAAAGAGAAAAAAGUGGCAGACCAAAUCCAACAAAAGAUCUCAACAAUGGAAAGUUAUCUAUCCAAACUGAAGUCUUCUGCCAAAACUCUGUCCACCCACCAAAAGAGGAGACAUGACCAUAAGAAACUGACCAUAUUUUGACAAGGGGACUCUUUAUAGACAUGUUAUAAAUGACAGUUAUGUCAUUUUAUGAUCAGUAGUUCAUUAAUUUGGACAAUUAAGAAGUUGAAAAGGAAUGUCGUUUAUAAAGGAAAUAGUUCAAUUUUUUUCAGAACAGUGGUUUUAUUGCAUUUUGAAUUCAGUAACCAGUUAAAGAAAUUACCUACGUUCUGUGCUGUAGUUACAAAAACUGCUAAUAAAGUACAUUAAUAUAUUUAAAAAAACUUAUGUAAUAUGAUUUAUUUAAUUUAAUAACUUAAUUUUUACAGAUUUUGCUUGCACACUUUAACGAGUCCUUUAUGUGAUUAUGGAAUGAAUAUUAUUGUUGAUUGUGCCAUGAAACAGUGACUAAAUUACAUCUUACCGUUAUCCAUAGGGUUGCAUAUUAUAUUUGACACUUUUAUUUCUAAUAUUGAACACGGGAAUUGCAUCCCAUGCAAGAACGAACUAGAGUAGGCAGGUAGUCCUUAUAUUCUGUUUCAUUUUACACACAGUACACACAAUGAUGUGUGCACGGAGUAACUACACGUCUUUGCUUACUUCUUCCAAAUUUGAUCAUAAAACCUGGUCCGGCCAGGUAUAUUGAAUUUGUACUGAGAUAUUGAAUGUCCUAAUUUUAAAGUGUGGGGCGCAGCUUAAAAUGGGCGUUUUUUAUGGUAAAAUUUUUUUUAAAUGGGAGUCAUGUCUUAAUACUUCUUUAAACCCCGUUGGGUUAUGUUUCUGUAGGCGCUAUGUUUCCCGAAGAUAUGCCACUGUAUAUACAUGUAGGGAUUUUACAGUAUGACCAGUAGGCUUAAAGUUU
Messenger RNA from Lingula anatina, 2592 nucleotides. RefSeq names its product zinc finger CCCH-type with G patch domain-containing protein. Gene Ontology annotation, biological process: negative regulation of transcription by RNA polymerase II. Gene Ontology annotation, molecular function: metal ion binding; RNA polymerase II cis-regulatory region sequence-specific DNA binding; DNA-binding transcription repressor activity, RNA polymerase II-specific. NCBI's taxonomy places the organism in Eukaryota, Metazoa, Brachiopoda, Lingulata, Lingulida, Lingulidae. Gene Ontology annotation, cellular component: nucleus. The record is from RefSeq and is a predicted model, not a curated record.